GUAUAUUAAUGAUCGGCAUACUUGUAACAUACAUAUUUGUGUAAAUGAAAUGUAACUACACCUAGCUAACUACACAUAUGUUUCUACUUAAAGGAUGUCGGGAACUGGUGAUGUUGGACAAGAUGCACAAACAAAGACUUCUGAGGAAGGUGACAAAGAAAAUCUAGUAAUGAACGGUGUUGAUAAAGAUGAUGAUCAAUCAAAUUCUAAUGAAUUAUCUCAGGAUGGAAGCAAAAAUGAGCCCCAGAAAACGCUUAAAGAUGAAAGCCAAAUACGUAGUAAUAGUGAUGGAAAUCCAGUUUUAGGUGACAAUUUAGAUCCAGCUGUCAAGGAAGAGACCUCAAGAACUAACUGUAAUCAUGAACAUUCACAAGAACAAAAUGAAACUGAUAAAACAGAAGAGGGUAAUUCUAGUGAAAACAAAACAGAGACUGAGGAAAAAGAAGAAUUUAUGGAUAUUCUUGGGAAUGGAACACUUCUAAAAAAGGUGGUAGAAAAAGGGUCCGGUAACAGACCACAAAUGGGAGAAGAAGUAAUCAUAAAAUAUGUGCCAGAAAUUCCGGAACUUGAAACAGUGUUACCAGAGGAACAUCUAGAGUUUGUGUUAGGAGAUGGGGACGUUGUACAAGCCUUGGAUCUUGCUGUAGCACUGAUGAAUGUAGGAGAGACAGCUAUUAUAAUAUCAGGAUACAAAUAUAUGUAUGGAGAAUUAGGCCUACAGCCUGAUAUACCUCCUCGGAGUAACUUUAAGUUAACUGUAGAAUUAUUAACAAACAAAGGACCUUUAGAUUAUCCAGCAAUGGACUUCGGAACUAGAUUUUCAUUAGCAAAGAAGAAGAAAGAUCGAGGAAAUUAUUUACUUGUCAAAAGGAAAGAGUAUUUCCCAGCAUUGAAUUCCUAUACAAAAGCUAGUAAGAUUGUAGACCCAACAUUAGGAUGUGUAUUUAACAAUGUAUCCCCGGAGAAACUUCAAGAAUUAUUAGAAUUCCGAGCCAUUGUUCACUGUAAUGCAAGUCUUGCUAAUUUCAAGUUGGAGUCAUUUGAUGCGGCAGAAAAGUCUGCACAGGAAGCGUGUUUACUGUGGCCAUCAUAUAGCAAGGCUCAUUGGAGACUCGCACAGGCCCAGGAAAAGCUAGGAAAGUUAGAAGAGACGAUAAAAAACUACAAACUGGCCCUUAAGUUUGACACAAACAAUACAAAUAGCAAACUAUUUCAUGGGGAGUUAGAGAGAUUGACAAAGAUUUUAAAGAAGAGCAAGGCAUCUGAGAAAGAAAUGUAUUCAAAAAUGUUUUGGGGGUCUAACCCACCUAAUAUGGAUAAUAAACCAAUAUUAAAACGAAAAGAAGAAUCAUUG
This is a messenger RNA of Ruditapes philippinarum (Manila clam), 1354 nucleotides long. RefSeq names its product peptidyl-prolyl cis-trans isomerase FKBP8-like. NCBI's taxonomy places the organism in Eukaryota, Metazoa, Mollusca, Bivalvia, Venerida, Veneridae. Gene Ontology annotation, molecular function: protein binding; peptidyl-prolyl cis-trans isomerase activity. The record is from RefSeq and is a predicted model, not a curated record.